AUGGCGCAAAACUUCCAACACCCAUUUCAAUGCAUACACUUCGUCAAGAGAAAGAACGGCGAAUCUAGAAAUGUGCUCGUAGCAUCUGCCGGCGCAAGGCUCUUCUCCUACGCCGCGGAGUCCGGACAGCGCCUGUCUUCCUGGCCGCUAGACGGUGCGGACAUUGCCAUCCCCGAUGCCAACGGCGCUGGAUCUAACCCGGAGACUGAAGGCCCGCCGGGGAAGAAGAGGAAGGUCGAUCCAGCUGAGCAGAAGAAAAACGGCGAUGCCCCCGCAAAGAAGACCCCUGCCUGGACCAACAUUCCCAUCUUGACAUCUACUCCGGAUGGGGAAUAUCUGGUUGCGCUCACGGGGGAGGACAAGUGCAUCCGUGUUUUCCAGAUUGAAGAGGACGGUUCAUUCCAGCAGCUAAGCGAAAGACCAAUGCCCAAACGGCCCAGCGCCAUCAAAUUCAUGGAAAACAACGACAUCUUAACAGGCGACAAGUUCGGAGACGUCUGGUCCAUGCCACUAAUUCCCAGCGCUGAGCCUCGCCCAGCGCCAAAGACACCAGCUCAGCGAUCCACAGCAAUCGCAGCAACAAACCUAACCGUGCACACGGCGCGCAACCUCAAAUCGCUGGAGAUGCAAAUCAACAUGAAAAGCCAGCAGCAGGAGCAUAAGAAGGCUUCAGAGAAACCCGUCUUCGACCAUGACCUACUCCUGGGCCACGUCUCCCUCCUCACAGAUGUAGCCUUUGCCUCUUUACCCUCUCCAGACCCGUCAUCCACAAAGAGGAGAAACUACAUCCUCAGCGCGGAUAAAGACGAGCAUAUUCGUGUCUCGCGCAGCCGGCCCCAGGCGCAUAUCAUCGAGAGCCAAUGUUUCGGUCAUACAGCGUUUGUCUCGAAACUCUGCAUUCCGGAGUGGGCGCCGGAGCUCCUCAUCUCAGGCGGCGGAGACCCGCAUCUUAUCGUCUGGAAAUGGGCGACCGGGGAGCUCCUGCACACCGUGCCUCUCGCGGAACAAGGAUCCGAAGCUGACGCUGAAGGCCAGCCCAAGGAAAUCGCCGUGCGCGGUAUCUGGGCGGCUACGCGUGGCGCGGACUCGCAGCGCAUCAUCUUUGUUGCUCUGGAAGGCAACCCAACCCUUCUCCCCUUCACACUAGAGCCCAACGGGUCCAUGACGCCGCACAAGCCAAUCCAAACAUCAGGCAACAUCCUCGACGUCGAGGUGCACAUGAACACAGUCCUUGUCUCAGUAGACUGCAUCCGGGCCCCUGGGUCGACGCAAGAAUGGCGCUCUGCGACGUCGACAACGCUCCUCGAAGCGUUCCAGCUGAAGCAAGGCACGACCGAGUGGGAGUCUGUCUCGGACCAGAUGCUCGGCACGAUUAAUGCUACGGGGACUGUACCUGUGGGUUUGACGGAGGGUGCCGAGGAGAAGGAGAAGGAGGCGCUGAAUGGGGUUCUUUAUGGACUUGAGAAUUUGAGGAAGCACGGUUGGGCUGGCGAGGAGACUGUGUUUUAG
Molecule: messenger RNA, 1509 nt
Organism: Aspergillus mulundensis
Lineage: Eukaryota; Fungi; Ascomycota; Eurotiomycetes; Eurotiales; Aspergillaceae
Gene: trm82
Product: putative tRNA methyltransferase
Exons: 3
Coding region: 1-1509 (502 amino acids)
Biological process (GO): RNA (guanine-N7)-methylation
Cellular component (GO): nucleus; cytosol; tRNA methyltransferase complex
Molecular function (GO): tRNA (guanine(46)-N7)-methyltransferase activity; protein binding
Source: RefSeq, a predicted model, not a curated record